This is a messenger RNA of Pollicipes pollicipes, 2352 nucleotides long. RefSeq names its product zinc finger CCCH domain-containing protein 15 homolog. NCBI's taxonomy places the organism in Eukaryota, Metazoa, Arthropoda, Thecostraca, Pollicipedomorpha, Pollicipedidae. The transcript has 11 exons. Gene Ontology annotation, cellular component: cytosol. The coding region runs from base 201 to 1385 and encodes 394 amino acids. Gene Ontology annotation, biological process: cytoplasmic translation. The record is from RefSeq and is a predicted model, not a curated record. Gene Ontology annotation, molecular function: mRNA binding; metal ion binding.
UGAAUCUGUGUGAUGCUCUCGUGGCCCGCAGCGCGGGCAGGUGCGUGGUUGUGGUGACGUGCUGGAGGCCAACUUAAGGCAGGCAAGGAAAUUGUGGGACACCUACAAUAUACACCUGAUUUGCGGGCUAGGUAGCUGUGGACCAGACCACCUUUAGAAAUCUAGCUGCUCUUUAGGAAUAGCCAAUAAGUCAAGUCGAGAUGCCUCCCAAAAAGGUCCAAGGUCCUUCCAAGAAGACUGAAGAAAAGAAGAAGGCAAAAGUAGUAGAGGACAAAACAUUUGGUCUGAAGAAUAAGAAGGGAGCAAAGCAGCAGAAGUUUAUUCAGCAUGUUAGCAAAAACGUGAAGGCUGGGGGAGACCCAAUUCAGAAAAAGAUUGAAGAACAAAGGAAGAAGGAGAAGGAGAAGAAGGAGCAGGAACAGAAAGAGAAGGCAAUGAUUCAAGACUUGUUCAAACCUGUGGUGGAAAAGGUGGACAAAACUGUGGAUCCCAAGUCAGUGCUUUGCCCAUAUUUCAAGCAGUCAGUAUGCGCUAAGGGCCUGAAAUGCAAGUUCUCACAUGACCUCAAUAUCGGCCGCAAGGUGGAGAAGCGGAACCUCUACGUCGACUCGCGCGACGUGAACGACGACCCGUCUGGGUGGGAUGCUGACAAGCUUAACUCGGUCAUCAACGCCAAGGAAGGCGAGACCGAACAGAACAAGCCGAAAACCACCAUCAUCUGCAAGUACUUCCUGGAGGCAGUGGAGAACAGCAAGUACGGCUGGUUCUGGCAGUGUCCGUCGGGAGACAAGUGCAUAUACCGGCACGCCCUUCCGCAGGGCUAUGUCCUGAAAAAGGACAUGAAAAAAGCCGACAAGUCGGAGGAGAUUUCUAUCGAGGAGCUGGUGGAAAAGGAGCGGGCGGCGUUGGGCUCCAACCUCACCAAAAUCACCUACAUCACAUUCUUGGCCUGGAAGAAACGAAAAUUGGCCGAGAGGAAGAAACAGGACGCCAAGAAGCAGGCGAAGAAGAAAUCAGACGUCAAGAGCGGGAAGAGCGGUGGGCUGUCUGGCAGAGACAUGUUUAUGUAUAAUCCGGACCUGGGUGACGGAGAAAUGGAAGAGGGCGACGAAGGCAUGGACCUAACGGAGCUGAAGAACGAGGAGGGCGAGGAGGAAGGGGAGGAGAGUGUCGUGUACAAGACAUGGACGUUGGAGGGGAUUGAAAAUGAACAGAUCAGCGAGGCUGAAGCAGUGAAGGCCAAGGAGGCGGCGGCCAAAGCAGCCGAGGCGGGCGCGGUGGGCGGCGCUGACGCGGUGCCCAUCGACGAGAACCUGUUCGACGCCGACGACGCCGAGCUGGACGGUCUGGACGAGGAUUUGGACGAGCUGGACAUCAGCCAAUGAUGGCGGCCGGCUCGCGGGGGCCGCUGCGCGCCGCGCGGGUGCCGGCCCGCCCGCCGCCGGCGCCAGCCCAGCGCCACCCGCCGACUCGCGGACGGCCCGAGCGCGCGCAUCGGCGGCGUCGGGCAGACUGUGGGGAACCGGCGGGAACCGGCGUGGCUCGUCACACGUCCGCAAGUGAAGGGGUCGGGCUGUUAUAGGUUAUUGGUGCGGAUGGUGCGCUUUUGGCUAACAGAACGACUGUGACAUCGUUCGGUACUCGGCGGUUCGCAACGGGUUAUGGAAAUCGGUGUUCUUUUCGUUGUCUUUCCUUCAACUUUUGUAUCAGAAUGCUGACCGGAAACUUUAUGAUGGACACAGGACAAACUGCUGGAUAGACAUUUUAUCUCAAAUAAAGCACACGAGAACCUCUGGCGUACCUACUUUGCGUGCGAAGCUGUGUGCCUGUGUGUUUAUCGUUUCAUCCCAUGCCCCGCGAAGUGUACGGCUAUUUAGCUGGUGAUUAUAUGUAUUCCUCAAUAUGUUGGUCCACACCGAAAUUUUCCAGAACUUGAUCUGCUGUUGGACCGGUUAAAUCGGGAUAUUUACAUGCGUGUUGAUAUGAAAUGCUUCUGUUAACCUGCGGUGCUUUUAAUUCACAUAAAGCGUUAAUUUGAUAGCCGAUGGAGCCUUUUAACGUAAACCUAGAGCGAGACGCUUUUUUGUACCUCAAAUUGUUUCAUGUCAAUAUCGUCUUAAAUUGGACCGGUCCUACUGCCACCGACUGCAAUUUGCCUGGCGAAUGCGGCUCCUAUUCACGUGUGUUUUGUAAGCCGUGUGAGAGCUCCAAACCAUUGCCUUGGUCCGAUAUCUUGGGUUGUGCGCCGCGUAUGUGCUUCGCGAAACGUGACGUGAAGCAUCGCCAACAUGUGUCGUGGUGAUGUCUGCUCGCAGGCGAAACUAACACGGAGUCAGCUGUCGUAAAAGCGGA